AGUCACAGAACUCAACAGUUCGCCAGUUUUGUUAUACGACAAUUUGCAAUUCACACAAUUCUUCCAAACAUCAUUAAAGUUCUCAUUGAACUAUUGAACAUUCCAUGCAAUGAAUCAGAAAUAUCUGAAUUGAUUUGGGAAAAAAGUAUAGUGUUUGAACAAUCUACAAUUUCAUGGUUAUGAAUUUCUUAUCUUGGGGAACAUUUGACUGUGGCCAAAUAGUCCUGCUAAAUGCAUUGAAGAUCUUGGCAGUUAUCUAUGAUGUUGUAACUCUGCCAGUGUAUUUAAUUAUCCAAAAUCCAUGGAAGGCCCGUAGGCUUAAUAGUAUGAAAAAGGCUAUACCCAUAGACCAAGAUGACAAAUCCAUUACAAUUAAAGCCACAAAAAAACCGGGCCGUUUCCACAUUGAACUUGAGGAGGCCAAAAUCGAUACCAUGGCAAAAUUACUUAACUAUGCCCAACAAAAACAUGGUGACAAACAAUGUUUAGGUACUAGAGAGAUUCUUAGAGAAGAAGAUGAAAUACAACAAGAUGGAAAAGUAUUCAAAAAGUAUAUCAUGGGGGACUACCAGUGGAAGUCCUUCAAUGAGGUGAACGAUGAAGCUUUGCGUUUUGGUAGGGGACUUCGCGAAAUGGGAAAUGAACCUGGCAAGAAUGUCGUCAUUUUAGCGGAAACCCGAGCAGAAUGGAUGAUAGCUGCUCACGCCCUCUUCAAGCAAACUAUACCUCUAGUCACUGUUUAUGCGACGCUAGGAGAAGACGGUAUUAUACAUGCGUUCAAUGAAACUGAAGUGACGACGGUUAUUACUAGUUUUAGUUUGCUGGCCAAAUUGAAAAAUAUACUGCCGUCAACUCCAAGAGUGGGUACUGUGAUAUACAUGGAGGAUCAGUUGGAGAGUUUGAAGACUACAGAGGGGUUCAGUGAUGGGGUGAAGAUAGUUAGCUUUGGCCAUGUACUUAAUUUGGGUGCUAAAUCAACGAUAGAGGACCGAUCUCCGACCCCUGAAGACACCGCCAUCAUAAUGUACACCAGUGGCUCCACUGGCAUACCAAAGGGCGUGCGGCUCGUCCACAGGAACAUGAUCACCUCUGUAAAAGGCUUCGCCGACUCGACGGAGAUGUACGAGCGCACCGAGGUGGUGCUCGGCUACCUGCCGCUGGCGCACGUCUUCGAGCUGCUGGUGGAGAACGGGGUUAUCUUCAUGGGCAUCCGGAUCGGGUAUUCCAGCGCUCUCACCAUGCUGGAUUCCUCCAGCAAGAUCAAGAGGGGCGUGCCCGGGGAUGUGUCGGUGUUGCAGCCGACGUUCAUGACCAGCGUGCCGCUAAUCCUGGAUAGAAUUUCGAAAAGCAUAAAUGAAAAAGUCGCCAAGAGCAGUGCUAUCAAAAGGACGAUAUUCAAUUUCGCAUUCGAAUAUAAACUGAGAUGGAAACAACUCGGAUUUUCAACUCCUCUCAUAGAUAGGGUCGUUUUUGGGCCAGUAAAAAAAAUAAUGGGCGGCCGUUUGAGACUUAUAGCAGCAGGUGGAGCUCCGUUGACCCCGGAAACCAACAAAAUAGUAAAAAUGUGUCUUUGUACCGAUAUCAUAGCUGGGUAUGGUCUAACAGAAACAACAUCCUGUGCGACGAAUCAAGACACUUUCGAUCUGUCGUUCGGUAGGGCCGGCGCCCCAAUGACCAUAGCGAAAAUAAUGUUAGUGAAUUGGGAACAGGGUAAUUAUUUCAUCACGGACGAGCCGAAUCCGCGGGGGGAAAUCAUGGUAGGGGGUGAUAACGUGAGUCCGGGCUACUACAAGCUGCCCGACAAAACGAACGAAGACUUUUUCGAACAUAAAGGGUGCAGGUGGUUCAGGACAGGUGACAUUGGUGAGAUCCACCAUGAUGGAAUUGUGAAGAUUAUAGAUCGGAAAAAAGACUUGGUGAAACUGCAAGCCGGCGAAUACGUGUCCUUGGGCAAAGUGGAAUCCCAGCUGAGCACCUGCCCUCUGGUGGAGAGCAUCUGCGUGAUGGGCAACUCGUCGAAGAACUCCUGCGUCGCCCUGGUCGUGCCCCACCACGACAACCUGCUGGCGCUGGCCGCCCAAAAGGGCAUCCGCGCAGGCGUCGUCGACGUACUCUGCAAGGAUUCGCGGAUGUUGGAUGCCGUCCUGGAGGAGAUAUCCGGCCACGGAUUGAAGGGUAAAUUGGAGAAAUUUGAAAUACCAACAAGAAUAACUUUAUUACCACAACCUUGGACUCCAGAAACAGGCCUAGUGACUGCAACUUUCAAAUUGAAGAGGAAAGCAAUCCAGGAUUACUAUGAAAAUGAAAUUGAAAACAUGUAUGCCUCUCUGGAUUAAAAUAAUUGUUAGUUCAAAUAAAAUUUUAUUAUU
Messenger RNA from Phaedon cochleariae (mustard beetle), 2369 nucleotides. Lineage: Eukaryota; Metazoa; Arthropoda; Insecta; Coleoptera; Chrysomelidae. The record is from the annotation of a GenBank genome assembly.